This is a messenger RNA of Colletotrichum godetiae, 773 nucleotides long. Its product is annotated as CVNH domain-containing protein. The transcript is spliced from 3 exons. NCBI's taxonomy places the organism in Eukaryota, Fungi, Ascomycota, Sordariomycetes, Glomerellales, Glomerellaceae. Bases 148 to 546 code for a protein of 132 amino acids. The record is from RefSeq and is a predicted model, not a curated record.
UCCGAUGUUCGCAUCUGGCUAUUAAAGGAUGAAUGUGCCUCUCCAAGAAUCCAGGUCUGAACAACAAGUUUUACAGCAGCAACAUCAAGCUUUGAUACAACCGUCUCAAACAAUCUGUGAACUCUCAGAUCCAGUCAUACCCACACAAUGAAGACCUUCUCCAUCGCCGUUGCCAUGCUAGCGUCCCUAGUAGCUGCAGGGGACUUUAGCAAGAGUUGCACGGACGAACACAUCGACCCCGCAACCCAGGUUCUGACGGCGAACUGCAACGCCGGUGACGGCAAGGGCACGGUUAAGUCGACUUCCCUCGACCUCAACGCCUGCUUCACCUACACGGGCACCAAGAUUCAGUACAGCGGCAAGGGCAACUUUGGUGAUGCCUGCAAUGACUGCUAUGUCUACCGCAUCGAGGACCCGGUCUACGGGCCGAUCUUCGGCACCACCCGAGUCUGGUUGAGCUGCUCUUGCAACGGCUCCGAGAGCCAAAUCGAGCUUGACACUACGCCCGUGUCCAACAAGUACGGAACUCUCAGCUGCACUUCAUGAUCUACGAGUAUGAGAGCCGAAGUCGCCUGUGUUAGCUACUGCAAACCACCCUCGAUGGUCGUGGGUGGCGAGUCGUAUUGGAGUAACGAAUGAUGUUUGACGAAUCACAGAGCAUGAUUUGAACAACCGCCAAUCUCUACCGCUACGCACGUAGACGCGAUUUGGCUAGAUUGAAAUCAUGGACACUUUCUUCAAAAGUUGAUACCCUUCUUGUACAUACUUAGACU